Chiloscyllium plagiosum (whitespotted bambooshark) is the source of this 4181-nucleotide messenger RNA. Lineage: Eukaryota; Metazoa; Chordata; Chondrichthyes; Orectolobiformes; Hemiscylliidae. The record is from RefSeq and is a predicted model, not a curated record.
UGUCAGGUUACUAACGAGAAACGACUGUGCGCGGACACGGCAGUGGCUUCGUUGGAACGAGGGGCUUUAAACUUGCCCUCAAUGACCCUGUGGCCCAUUGCCCAGGGAAAACUGAGAGUCAGACACAAACAACCAUGCCGCUGGGGAAAAAAGUGCGGCCAAGUUCUGCCGCAGGGAAGUUGGAAACUUUUGCCAUAAGCAGCAUUUUUCAAGACAUCAGAUCUGACGCAGUCAAGCCUACAAUACCCAGAAUUAAAUCUUCACAAGCGCGGGCAAAGACAUCAAUUCCAGGAACCAGACGAGGCUUGACUCCCAUUGGGUGGCGUUCACAGGUUGAACAAGAGGAGCAUCCUGAGUGGUUAGAGUGGGAGCUAAUUAAACAACGCAGCAGAAGGCACUCGGUGGGACUUUUCCAGAAUGUGGCAACAAGCGACAAUAUUCAAAAGUUUGGAGACACACUAAAAAGCUUGAGAAAGGGCAAGAUUGAACAGCAAGUCUCCCUGGAACACCUGAAGAGUAUGCAGGCUGCCUUUGAGGAGUUUGAAAAUGCUGGAAGGAAAUACUUAGAUGUGGAAGCAUUCAAGAAAAUAAUGAAGAAGUGCCUGGCAUUCCAUGGAGUACAUGAUCAAAUUGGAGAACUAUUCAGAAAGAUUGAUUAUUCUGCAAGUGGUCAGAUUGAUUGGGAUGAAUUCUGUACUUACAUGCAACUGAAGUAUAAGAAGAUUGAAGAAUCCAACUCACAAUCAAAACAUACCUCAUUCGCCCUUCCUGCAAUGAUCAGAGAGUUUUCUCAUGCAGAGCAGAUCCUACGUAUUUGCUACACUCCUGAUGAUACUUUCAUCAUGAUGCGAGAGGAUGGAAUCAUUUCCUUCUGGUCAGCUGAGCUAAAGCUGAAACGAACCAGGAGACUCUUUGAGAGGCCCACUGGCCGAAAACCUAAAUGGAUAACUGACUUCACCAUCAUGUCGCAAUAUAACAAGUUCAUCCUGAGUACUGGUGAUCGGGAAAUUCAGAUUUAUGAGCUGUCUACCUUGGAGCCAUAUUGUCAGAUUACUGGUUUGGAAACAGGACCAUUACAGCUUGACUACUGCUCCACAGGUGAAGAUGACUGUAUGAUUCUAUAUGGAGAUGAUCAGGGCUGUGUAAAUAUUUUGCUCCUAACAUCAGUAGGAGAGACAUUGAGAACAUGGAAGAAGUGGCCCAAGGUGGAUAAUUUUCCCACUAUCAGCAUUGAAAACUCUUCCCUGUCACCAAACGUCACUUGCAUUCGAUGGAAGGUACAUGAAGACUGGGUAACACAGAUGAAGUAUUAUGAUGCAAUCGGGUCAAUUAUAUCUUCCUCAAAUCAUGAAGCUACAGCAUUGGUUAUAGGUUGCACUACUGGAACCACCAACGUGGAAAAACAGAUGAAGGGAUUGAAGGAAUGCUGGAGAGAGGGAAGAGGCAUAAAGAGUCAUAGUGCUCCUGGCAUUCCUCAGAAGAGGCUUGAGUGUGAUCAGUCUGUAUUCCGUGUUCACAAAGGUGUAAAAACAUUUGACUUCUGUAAAAAGAACAACCUGAUUGUAACGGGUGGAAUUGACAGAAUUGUGCGUAUGUGGAACCCCUAUAUUCCUGGGAAACCCACUGGCUUGUUGAGAGGCCACAGUGCUCCAAUUUUCUAUCUAUACAUCUCCACUGAUGACAAUAAGCUGUUUUCUGUCUCCACUGACAACACUGUGAAGAUCUGGGAUAUUGAGGACCAAAAUUGCUUGUUCACAGCCAAUUCAAAAGCCAGUCAAAUUAAAGGAGAUGUAUCUGCAUGUCACUAUGUACCAGGGCUCAAAGGACUUUGCAUCGCUGCAGAUGGUGUUGCGCUGCUCCAUCUAAGGACAGAUCAGAGAGGAUUGAUUGGCGACUGGGCUGGAGUGGAGAAGGUUUUGGAUUUGCUGAAGGAAAGACCUCAGUCUAAGCCAAACCGCACUUGUUCCCAUAAUGAGCCAGCUCUCUGCUGUAAGUACAGUCACGAGUUCCGGCAGGUCAUCAGUUGUUCAGAAGGAUCUGUGAUCAAAGUCUGGGACCUUGAUACAGGAAAGCUUAUAUUUGAAUUUAGUGGAGCGCAUGGUGAUUCUGCUAUUUGCUGCAUGACAUUUGAUGACAGUGGAAGGAGACUUAUUACAGGAGGAAGAGAUGGAUGCUUGAAGAUCUGGAAUCAUAAUAAUGGCCACUGUUUAAGAAUAUUAAAGAAAGAGAACAGAUGUGAUGAAAUCUGUGACUGCAUCUAUGUGGAGAUGCACAAAAAUAAAUAUGUGCUUGCUGUUGGAUGGGACAGAAGAAUAAAUAUAUACUGUGAUUCCUUUGGUGACCACCAUCAUACACAGCCUCCUGAGCCACAUUGGCAGGAUGAUCUGAAACGAGGACACAAGGAUGACAUUCUAUGUAUAGCCCAGUGUCCGCCCACUCUGCUUGCCACUUCCAGCUAUGAUGGGGAAAUAAUAGUGUGGAACAUGAUCUCAGGACAUAUCUAUUGUCAUCUACAGAUCCCCCCAACAACAGUGUGCAGAGCUGGAGAAGCAGUGGAUAAGAGUGUAAACAAAGUCACAUUCUUGAAGACCCGUGUGCUGAAGGCUGAUUUAGGAGCUUCACUUGUUGCUACUGGAUCCCAAGGUUUGCUUGCAUUCUGGAAUCUCUUUCAUGGUGGACAACUGUUUAGUACUUUUACUGCAUCCAAAGUGAAAUCUCAGAUAAGCAGCCUGGCUGUGUCAGCUGAUGACUCUUUGCUUUUUGCAGCAGAUUAUGUUGGAUAUAUUUAUGUGUAUAGUAUGAAGGACUUUGCAAUUCAUGGACCAGAAGUAGAUCCACCGAAACUUGUUAACUACUGGAGAGCCCAUAUUAGUGCUGUUACUUGCAUCGAGCUAAUAGAAGAACAGAAGUUGAUGGUGACAUCUUCUGUUGAGGGUACUGUCCGACUGUGGAGCAUGGAUGGAGAGUUUAUUGGUACAUUUGGGCAGCUGGAGCCCUGGGAAAUCCAUGCACCAGCAUCUUGGAAGCACCCAAUGGUUCCCUAUGAAAUUCUGAUUGACCCACUCAGCAUGCCUAUUCACCCAGUGUUGGAGGAAGAAACAUCCUUUAUACAGCUCAGCAAUUUUGAAAAAAAUGAAGAAAUCAUAGAAGAUACAGAAUCAAAGGAUCUUCAGCACAAAUUUUCAAAGUCGAUAAUUUCUGAUGAUGCUAUCAAUGAAGAAAUAAGAAAGAAGACCUUCCAGAACAAUCUUGGAAAAAGACUUCGACAUGAAAGAUAUCAGAGCUUGAAUAAGCCACUAAACCAUGGAGGGCCGGAUGCUUACCAUACCCUGAAGUAUUUUGAAAUUGCUAAUGCCCCAAAUAAGUGUGAAAAACCAGACUUAUCAGCAGCAGACACAGAUCCAUAUGCCACCCUUUUCUUGAAAGAAAGUACCUGUAAGCCUGAACCUGAGGAAUUGUUAGCAAUAUGAAUUUUUUCUGCAUCUUGUUCAUUACCCAAAGCUAUAAUUGCUGUGCACAAUCAUGUAGUGUUGGCUGUACAAGACGUGUGGCUGCUAAUUGGUUUCUUUGCAGUUUCCCCAUAUCUUCCUAAGCCUCUUCUGUUUUUAUUUCUCCUCCUCCCUUUUGCAAUUUCCACCUCCCUGUUACCAUACCCUAAUCAACAUUCUUAUGUUACCAAAUCCUUCCACUGCUGUUGUCUCAGCUCAGCUACUUCCUGGAUAUAUCUGCAUGACUCCCUUUGGUUGAAUUCUAGUAUCUUCCACUGGACCCAUCAUGGCAUGCAUCAUAUGUCUAUUAGCUCAUUGUUUCUCAGUGCAUUUUUAACUUGUUAAGUCUUAACCUCUAUCAUCCUUUUCUACUCUCCAACAUUUCUCAGUCCUGCUCUCUAAUGGAUCCCCAAACUUCGUUCAUUCUGGUGCUUCACAAAAUGUUUUCCACCUUGCAUACUCCAGAUCAGUCAGCUGCAUCUCCUUGCUGCAUAACUCACUGACAUAAUGUUACAUCCAAUACAUCCAAACUGUUCGACCUAUAUACAGACCAUCUGGGUCUAUACUCAAUGGAAUUUAGAAGGAUGAGGGGGUAUCUAAUGGAAUAUUAAAGAAGACCAAACAGCCUGGACAGAAUGGAAGUAGGGAAGAUGUUUCCAUUAGCAGGAGAGACUAGGACCUGAGGGCACAGUU